GAUUGGCGUCUCAGUUCAGUCCCGUCGCGUCUACGUCAUCAAACGCUUGACGAUUAGCAACGCGGCUUGUGUCGCGUGCACGCUGAUUCCUUUAAGAAUGGCCCUGAUCUACAUUGGAUUUUGGCUGUAUUCCAGAGUGCUGGGUUCACGCUUCAUCCAUACAUCCAUCACGAUCCCAAUUCCAAUAUCCUGGUACCGGUAGCCGAGAGGUUCAUCAUGGGUGUCGAUUCCUCUGAACUAAUUGUGCCGUUUGUGGGCGCUAUCCAGGCCUCUUUUUCGGUUCUCAUAACCAUUAUCUUUGGUGUUGUAGCAGCGCAAUGCAAUUUACUUUCGACAAAUGCAGCAAAGGAAGUUUCGAAGCUAUGUGUGCGCAUGUUUUUGCCCGCGUUGCUAAUCUAUAAGAUUGGUUCGAACUUGCAUCAGGACACGGGAGUCCGAUAUAUCCCAAUCUUGAUUUGGUCAAUAUCCUACACGCUCCUGUCCGUCCUCGUUGGCCGUACCCUUACCCGCAUCUUCAAGCUGCCUGCCUGGGUAACACCAGCAAUCGCUUUCAACAAUACGACCAGUCUUCCGCUCCUCCUCAUUCAAUCGCUCAAACAAACCCAAAUCCUCGAUGCUAUACUCAUUGGUGGAGAAUCAGCGGCUGAUGCCAUGGACCGUGCGGAAUCAUACUUCCUGAUCAACGCCAUGGUCAGCAAUUCGCUUACCUUCGCGUUGGGACCAAGGUUACUAAAACCGGGUGAUGAGGAUGCGCCCGAUAAUGAGGAUGAAGUAGAGGAGAGCGAGAGCGAAAGCGAAGAAGGCGAGGAAGGUGAAAACGGCGAUAUUGAACGGGGUCCGGAUGGUCUUAUCAAUGAGCACACGUCUCUCCUCCCUCGGCGAAUCGUCCAUCCCACAAACCGCGUGGAGAAAAAGGGCUACCUCAAGUCUCGAAAUUGGUAUAACUCGCUUCCACCCUGGGCCCAGGGAACGCUCGAUGUGGCAUGGCAGUUCGCGAACGCUCCAAUAAUGGGUGCGCUUUUUGGUGCUAUUAUAGGCUUGAUACCAUCGCUUCACCGACUCUUCUUCAGCCCCAGUAAUGAGGGUGGCUAUCUCAACGCCUGGUUGACUACGUCGAUCAAAAACAUCGGCGACCUCUUCGCCUCUACGCAGAUUAUCGUCGUCGGCGUUAAACUCAGCCAAAGUAUGCUCCGCAUGAAGCGUGGUGAGGAUAGUGGAAAUGUUUCCAAGGGAAGUCUAGCACUCGUUACACUCUUCAGGUUCAUUAUAUGGCCAUUAAUCAGUAUUCCUCUGAUCUGGGCGAUUGCAUCAAAGACCGAGCUUCUAAAUGGCGACCCUAUGCUCUGGUUCUCUAUGAUGUUGAUGCCAACGGGCCCACCAGCAAUGAUUCUGGUGGCGCUUACGGAUGUAACCGGCGCUCCAGAGGCGAUGAAGAUGACUAUCGCGAAAUUCCUGACGAUCAGCUACGCUAUUACACCGAUGAUAUGUUUCACCGUGGUCGGAGCGUUGAAAGCCACGGAGGCUGCGAUUGAUAAAUGAGUCCAAUCAUAUAGCGAUUGCCACCAAUUCUAAAAAUAGAGACACGCAGUGUUCAAAAGACAGUCCAGUUUUCCAUGUAUUCAAUCCUUUAGUAUUUUUCUCUACUUGUAAUGGUUCUAAAAAUCUUCCCCGCAACUGUGCCCCUCGACAUGUACUUUGUUGGGGACAUUCGGCCAUAUAGAGAUAUGCAGAAGCAAAUGUGUAAACUUGAUAGGGCAGCUCACUUUCGAUGACUACUGUCUCGGCUCUUUCUUAUCUUUGAUUCGUCGUGUUGUAGGAUAAAGGGACUCUUUUGUCGCACUGCUUUGAUAGUUUGACGGCUUCGGCUAGGAGG
This is a messenger RNA of Cucurbitaria berberidis CBS 394.84, 1873 nucleotides long. RefSeq lists its product as uncharacterized. The transcript has 4 exons. NCBI's taxonomy places the organism in Eukaryota, Fungi, Ascomycota, Dothideomycetes, Pleosporales, Cucurbitariaceae. The coding region runs from base 217 to 1539 and encodes 440 amino acids. The record is from RefSeq and is a predicted model, not a curated record. Gene Ontology annotation, cellular component: membrane; endoplasmic reticulum. Gene Ontology annotation, biological process: transmembrane transport.